Molecule: messenger RNA, 969 nt
Organism: Lathyrus oleraceus (garden pea)
Lineage: Eukaryota; Viridiplantae; Streptophyta; Magnoliopsida; Fabales; Fabaceae
Exons: 1
Coding region: 1-969 (322 amino acids)
Source: RefSeq, a predicted model, not a curated record
AUGUUUGUGAAAAGUGUCGAUGCUUCUGACUAUGCGAAGACGGGGGAUAAGCUAACUGAGUUGUUGGACACUUUUGUUGAGGAAAUGGGUGAACAAAAUGUUGUUCAAUUUAUUACCGACAAUGGAAGUAAUUAUGUAGCGGCGUGUAAAAUAUUAACUUCCAAAAGGCCAAACAUGUUUUGGACUUCAUGUGCAGCCCACUGUAUAGACCUCAUGUUAGAAGACAUAGGAAAAAUUCCAAAGGUUGAUAAGGUUAUAAAAAAUGGAGUUAAGGUUGUGGGCUACAUUUAUAACCAUACAUUUGCUUUGAAUCUAAUGAGAAAGGUUAUCGGCAAUGUUGAAUUGGUUAAAAAUGGAGUGACAAGGUUUACUACAUCUUUCCUUACUCUACAAAGGUUGCAAGAAUUAAAAAGUAAGCUUAGAGAGAUGCUCACUUGUGAUGAAUGGGUGAGUUCCAAGUGUGUCAAGGAUGCUAAAGGAAAAAUGGCAACUAGUAUUAUACUUAUGGCAUCAUUUUGGAGUGAUAUUGUGUACACUCUUAAGGUCAUGACGCCUCUUGUAGAUAUGCUAAGAAUGGUUGAUAAAGAAAGAAAACCCGUAAUAGGUUACAUAUAUGCCGCAAUGAGGGUAGCGAAAGAAUCAAUUGAAAAAGCUUUUAAUUCAAAUUCAAGCAAGUACAAAGUCGUAUUUGACAUCAUUGAUAAAAGAUGGGAGUGUCAACUUCAUCAUCCGUUACAUUCUGCAGGUUACUAUCUCAAUCCUGCAUAUUAUUAUGAGAAACAAGAAAUUGAUAGUGAUCCUAAGUUGGUCAGAGGCCUCCGUAAAUGCAUUGAUACACUUAGUAAAAGUGAUGAAGUGGAAGACAAAAUUUCAAUACAAUUGGAACAGUACAAGGGUGCUACAUAUCUCUUUGGUAUAAGAGUGACAAUUAGACAAAGGUUGACAUUAGCUCCAAGUAAGAUGGUGUAA